Messenger RNA from Pyricularia pennisetigena, 1506 nucleotides. RefSeq lists its product as uncharacterized. The transcript is spliced from 3 exons. The coding region runs from base 1 to 1506 and encodes 501 amino acids. NCBI's taxonomy places the organism in Eukaryota, Fungi, Ascomycota, Sordariomycetes, Magnaporthales, Pyriculariaceae. The record is from RefSeq and is a predicted model, not a curated record.
AUGUCGAGCUUCAUCCCCUCAUCGUUUCGGCCAUCGCCAGGCUCGGGCACACUGCGCCACGGAAGAUUCGAUCGCUACCACAUGGACGACAAGGGCAAAUCAGCCAGAUCCUCGCCGCAUCGGAACGACCACUACCAAGAUCACGAAGAUGAGGACGAGCAGUUUGUCCUGUCGAUUGCAGGCACACCAAUAAAGGAGGAAACGCCCAAGCUAACCGCCUCUCGACAAAGUAAUUUGGCUAGCUCAUGGGCAAGCUUCGAAUCUAAAGAUUCUCGAGACUCGAAGACAAACUCUGGUAUGUUGAGAAAUGACCUGCAGGCAACCGCUUCAGAGAUGACGACCGGAAAAUUAGACGCGGAUAUGGAACGCAGUCGCCCGAUUGCUAUCGAGAUGCCGGCGAAGCGGAUGGUCGGAAAGCAGCAGGCACCAACCCCGACGGCACCGUUGUCAGCACGGGGAGAUCUGCCAGGGGGUUAUUUUCCUGAACAUGAGGAUCGGAAGCGGGUUCAUCGUACCCAUCCUUUUCAUGCAGACAUCAAGGAAGCCCGGAAGAAAUCGAUUGCCAGGGCCGGGGUAGACUGCAGCCCAGAGCUUGGAGAUGGCUCGCUGAGGCAUGGCAGUUCAUCCAAUACCUUGUCCUCAUCGGUAGCUGCCGGACUGGCUGCUCAAGAUGGCGGGUCUGGAAGCUCCGGUCUCAUCAGUGCCAUGGCGGCAAAGAGUCGUUCUUCCUCGGUUGACCACUCUAGCUCGCCAUCAAUUUCCGCGUACAACCCUACUGGUGCCGAAGACAACCUGCUGCCGAUGGGUAAAUAUUACCCGACAAACUGGGAGGCCCGCAAGAAAGCGAAACGGGCGAAGCAGGCAUCAGCGAAGGAACAGCCGCAUCAUGCGGGAGCAUCACCCGACGGUUACUUUCCCAAGCAACCUAGUCCUUCCAUGUCACCUAGAAUUGCCUCUCCCUCGUCAUCGGUCAUGUCAAAACCCGAGAACCCCGCAGUAACGCGGGCAAAAGCACCUCAACUCAAAGGUCACAGCCGGUCUGACUCCGAAGCUAGGCGCCGUCUGCAGCAAUACCAGCGUGACAUGAUCACACAGACCAGCCUGGGCGCGCACAGGGUCCUCGGCACCCAGAUCCAACAGCUUGGUGCAGAUGAAGUUUUCCAGGCGCUUAAUCAGCUCCCAGCUCUUCAUAACUUGCAUUUACCUCCCAGAUCUCGGGGGGAUGUCUCAUCGGGAACAUCACAGUUACCCUCCAACGCACUUGCAGGCAGCUAUCUUACGGCUGUUCAGUAUAACAUCCUGUCCAAGCCGGCCUCGCCUCGCUUGCAACCCCUUGGAAGCCCCGGUGGUCCCGUGACGCCCAUGGAUCUCAGCUCAGCCUCCGAAGAUAAGAGCCUGGGGGCGGCAGGACGACCAAGGAUGCCGGCUAGCAUCAACACAGCACCAGCCCGCGAUCGGCGACAUAUCAGUCAAGGAUCUUUUCCUUUCGGACAAGUGGAUUCGUAA